UUAACCUUGGAAAUCAUGGACGUUUUCUUCAGAGCUAUCACAUGCAUCUGUAGGAGACAUUUCCUGAAGUGGGAUUUCCAGCUCAAAGGAUGCUCACCAAACCUCCUCCACCCCUGUGCUGGGCCCACUCAUCUGCUCUCUUCUGAGGACCUUGUUUUCAAGGCACAAAUCUCACGACUCCUGCAAGCUGGAACGACAGGUCUGAUCAGCAUGUUCCCACCUCAAGAUCUUUGUAUUUCCUGUUCAUCUAUGUGGACAGCUUUUCCCAAAGCUCCCUCCCCAACCCCAGCCUCUGGAACCUCAGUCAGAUUUAGAGGAAAGAACCAGUUUUCAGAGAGAUUGCCUCACACCACACCAUCUCCACUCACCCAGCCCUGUGGAAGAUUAGCCACCAUGUUUUCCAGUGGGAUAGAAACUGUAGCUGCUGCAAAAAGGAGGGUAUGUCUUCUCUCCUUGCUGCUCUUCGGCCUCUGGGGUUGUGUGACCUGUCACUGGAGCCCUGUGGAGGACAUCUGCACAGCCAAGCCUCGGGACAUUCCUGUGAAUCCUAUGUGCAUAUACCGGUCCCCAGAGAAGAAGGCAACUGAGGAUGAGGGCUCUGAGCAGAAGAUCCCUGAGGCCACCAACCGGCGGGUCUGGGAACUGUCCAAGGCCAAUUCCCGCUUUGCCACCGCCUUCUAUCAGCACCUGGCAGACUUCAAGAAUGACAGCGACAACAUUUUCCUGUCACCCCUGAGUAUCUCCACAGCUUUUGCUAUGACCAAGCUGGGUGCCUGUGACAACACCCUCAAGGAGCUGAUGGAGGUUUUUAAGUUUGAUACUAUCUCUGAGAAAACAUCUGAUCAGAUCCACUUUUUCUUUGCCAAAUUGAACUGCCGACUUUAUCGAAAAGCCAAUAAAUCCUCCGAGUUGGUAUCCGCCAAUCGCCUUUUUGGAGAGAAAUCCCUUACCUUCAAUGAGACCUACCAAGACAUCAGUGAGGUGGUCUAUGGAGCCAAGCUCAAGCCCCUGGACUUCAAGGAAAAUGCGGAGCAGUCCAGAGCGACCAUCAACCAGUGGAUAUCCAAUAAGACUGAAGGACGUAUCACUGACGUCAUUCCCCAUGGAGCCAUCAAUGAGCUCACUGUUCUGGUGCUGGUCAACACCAUUUACUUCAAGGGCCUGUGGAAGUCAAAGUUCAGCCCUGAGAACACAAGGAAGGAACCUUUCUACAAGGCUGAUGGACAGUCAUGUCCAGCAUCCAUGAUGUACCAGGAAGGCAAGUUCCACUAUCGGCGUGUGGCAGAAGGCACCCAGGUGAUUGAGUUGCCCUUCAAGGGUGAUGACAUCACCAUGGUACUCAUCCUGCCCAAGCCUGAGAAGAGCUUGGCCAAGGUGGAGCAGCAACUCACCCCAGAAGUGCUUCAGGAGUGGCUGGAUGAGCUGACAGAGACGCUGCUGGUGGUCCACAUGCCCCGCUUCCGCAUUGAGGACAGCUUCAGUGUGAAGGAGCAUCUACAAGACAUGGGCCUUGUGGACCUAUUCAACCCUGAAAAGUCCAAGCUUCCAGGUAUUGUUGCAGAAGGCCGGAGCGACCUGUACGUCUCAGAUGCAUUCCAUAAGGCAUUUCUCGAGGUAAAUGAGGAAGGCAGUGAAGCUGCAGCAAGUACCGCCGUUGUGAUCGCUGGCCGUUCGCUGAACCCCAACAGAGUGACCUUCAAGGCCAACAGGCCCUUCCUGGUUCUUAUAAGGGAAGUUGCUCUGAACACUAUUAUCUUCAUGGGCAGAGUAGCCAACCCCUGCUAAACACUAAAGUGUUCCUAUUCUUUGCACCUCCUCCUAUUUUGGUUUGUGAACAGAAGCAAAAAUAAAUACUACGCCCAUCUCACAA
This is a messenger RNA of Equus quagga, 1870 nucleotides long. It is a transcript of the gene SERPINC1, whose product is annotated as serpin family C member 1. The record is from RefSeq and is a predicted model, not a curated record. Gene Ontology annotation, biological process: regulation of blood coagulation. The transcript has 10 exons. NCBI's taxonomy places the organism in Eukaryota, Metazoa, Chordata, Mammalia, Perissodactyla, Equidae. Gene Ontology annotation, molecular function: serine-type endopeptidase inhibitor activity. The coding region runs from base 16 to 1785 and encodes 589 amino acids.